Drosophila suzukii is the source of this 2175-nucleotide messenger RNA. RefSeq names its product Zinc/iron regulated transporter-related protein 71B (gene Zip71B). Gene Ontology annotation, cellular component: plasma membrane. Gene Ontology annotation, molecular function: zinc ion transmembrane transporter activity; monoatomic cation:bicarbonate symporter activity. Lineage: Eukaryota; Metazoa; Arthropoda; Insecta; Diptera; Drosophilidae. The record is from RefSeq and is a predicted model, not a curated record. Gene Ontology annotation, biological process: intracellular monoatomic cation homeostasis; zinc ion import across plasma membrane.
AACUGUCAUUUCAAAAGACCGUCGAACGGGAUCGGUAGUUGGCCGCAGCGUUACGGAUCGCACGCGUCUGUGAAAACUCGAGAAAAUCCCGGUAAAGCCCCGCGAAAUGACGAGCGUCCAGUAGAGUGCGAGCUCGAAUAAAAGAAUAUAAAUCAUAUACCACAUUAGUGUUCAAUUGAUAAGAUGGCCAAAAGGCAGGUGCUAGUUUUAACCCUAUUGUGCCUGGGUUCCUUGUUGUUCGAAGCAGUGCAGACUUCCACGGAGUAUAAUCGCUAUUUGGCUCAGAUAUUCCAAAAAUACGGCAAUGGCGGGACAAUCAACUUUGAGGGUCUUGAGCAUUUGAUGUUCAGCUUGAACUUGGGCCAAAUCCAAUUUGACCCCUCGCACACGAUCGAUCAGCAUCGACCCCAAGGAUACUCCCAGGAGGUAACAAACACCACAAGUGCCCCAAACUACUUCGAGCCGACACGAGUUAAUACCACCAAUGAGGAAGUUUUGGAGGUGCAAAUCUCUACGCCGACCACUAAUCUCUCAAAGCCAGAGAUAGGCCCUGAGGUUCCGGAAUUCCUGGAAAUUCACGACCCCAAGCACCGGCACCCAAGGGAGAGCUCUGAACCGGUUGCCGCUUGUUUAUCUCCAAAGUCCUUGCUUUCUUUGCUCGUGGACCACAAUGAUCUCCAUAAAAACAUUGCCUACCAAAAAUUAUUAAAGAAGGAUGGCUUCGGUUCAGACACCAUUCACAACUCAGAGGAGGAGUAUAACGAGUUCAUCAACUCGGUGCGGAUUACACCGCAGGCUUUUAUGAAACUCUGCCCAGCUCUAUUGGCUCAAAUCGAUAAUGGAGUUUGCAAGCAACCAGCUCCUCGAUCUGAGAAUCUUAGCGACAAGAAGCAAAAGAUUUGGAACGCUUGGAUCUAUGCCAGCAUCACCAUGUUGAUUCUCUCUGCUUGCGGUUUGCUGGGAAUUCUUCUGGUUCCUCUGAUGAAGACAGCUGCCUACCAAGAAAUCCUCAAGUUCCUUGUGUCGGUUGCCGUGGGCACUUUAGCCGGUGAUGCCUUGAUGCAUUUGCUGCCCCACGCUCUUUUUAAGGAAGAGAAGCAUGAGGAGGCGGUGACUGGCAUCAAUCCCUUGGAAUCCGAUCACAAACAUAGCAAUGAAGCUGCUCUGCUUUGUGGUUGCUCCUUCCUGGCGGCUCUUUUCAUGUACAUGUUGGAGAAUCUAAUUCCCUUGCUAAAAGGAGGUAAGACAGGUCAUGGACAUAGCCACGGACAUGGUCACAGUCACGGAAACAGCCAUAGUCACAUGGAGAAGCCAGCUCCACAGGACACUCUUGAUCUCCCAGCUCCUCGAGAACUCAAUGUAAUGCUGCAGGAGGCCAAGUUAGAUGAAAAGACUCCUGAUCGUCCACUCACUCCUGUGGCUUUUAUGGUAGUCAUCGGUGAUGGUCUGCAUAAUCUAACCGAUGGCCUGGCCAUUGGUGCAGCGUUUGCUAGUGAUCCUGUCACUGGGUUUGCCACCGCUUUUGCAGUCCUCUGCCACGAGUUGCCCCACGAGCUAGGGGAUUUCGCUCUCCUCCUCCAAACUGGUGUAUCCAUGCGAAGAGCCGUCUACAUGAACAUUGUAAGCUCAGUUCUUAGCUUUGUGGGCAUGUCUGUGGGUCUUUUCAUUGCCGGAAUUGGUGAUGGUAUGACUCAAUGGAUUUAUGCAGCCACUGCUGGUUCCUUCCUGUACAUUGCCUUUGCCGAUUUGGUGCCCACGAUGAGUGUGGCCCACAAUCCAGAGAUGGCCAAAGAUCCAAAGGGUAUUAUUAUACAAAUAUUUGGUAUCCUCCUCGGUGGACUGAUAAUGUUGGCUAUUGCCCUGAACGAGCACGAUUUGGAGGGUCUGUUCAAGAGCUUUUAAAAUAGACCUCUGAAUCUCAAACAGAUAUGUUGAUUUCCCGUUCUUACUGUAGAUAGUAGCCUAAGCCCGUUUCCUUCGAAUCUCCGAUUCUCUGCCUUUUUUUAGCAUGCCUUAAAUGUUAAAUGUUGAAAUCGUUACCAAAUGUUUAUGUCUGUGGUCAGCAAAAUGUAUGCAUGACUGAAACAGAACUUUUCCUAGAAUAUAAAACUCUGAAAUAUGAUAAGGGUGUUUAAAAAGCCAAUAAAAAUGCUGCUCAAAGAAGAUGUAUCCCAA